AAAAAAGAGAGAGAGAGAGCGGUGACUGUUUCAAGAUCCCCCAUUAGAAAAUGUGCCUGAUUUGUGGCCAAUGCUUUGGGAUGUAGAAAACUGAAGGGGUAGCUAUGGAGAUAGAGAGAGCAUUGCUGGCUGCUUCCUCUGACAGGUGUUGAGUAGGAAAGUCUCACACAAGCAUGUAUGCCAAAGGGAAAGGAUCCACUGUCCCCUCUGAUAGCCAGGCCAGGGAAAAGUUAGCUUUAUAUGUGUAUGAAUAUUUACUACAUGUAGGAGCUCAGAAAUCUGCACAGACAUUCCUGUCAGAGAUACGAUGGGAGAAAAAUAUCACAUUAGGAGAACCUCCUGGGUUUUUACACUCCUGGUGGUGUGUAUUCUGGGAUCUGUAUUGUGCUGCCCCCGACAGACGUGAAACAUGUGAGCACUCCAGUGAAGCCAAGGCGUUCCAUGACUAUAGUGCGGCUGCUGCUCCCAGUCCAGUGAUGGGUAACAUGCCUCCCAAUGAUGGAAUACCAGGUGGACCCAUGCCUCCAGGAUUCUUUCAGGGACCUCCAGGCUCUCAGCCAUCACCUCACGCACAGCCUCCUCCACACAACCCCAACAACCCUAUGAUGGGUCCUCACAGUCAGCCCUUCAUGUCCCCACGGUAUCCAGGUGGCCCAAGACCUUCCCUCAGAAUGCCAAAUCAGCCUCCUGUUGGGGUUCCAGGUUCACAGCCUUUGCUGCCAAACUCUAUGGAUCCGACACGGCCACAGGGACAUCCAAACAUGGGGGGCCCUAUGCAGAGAAUGAACCCACCACGGGGCAUGGGAGCAAUGGGACCACAGAAUUAUGGCAGUGGGAUGAGGCCUCCUCCAAACUCAUUAGGUGGUCCUGGCAUGCCUGGGAUGAAUAUGGGUCCAGGAGGAAGGGGUCCUUGGCCAAAUCCAAAUGCUAACUCGAUAGCGUAUUCAUCAUCCUCACCAGGAAACUAUGUGGGUCCUCCGGGAGGUGGUGGUCCUCCAGGAACCCCUAUCAUGCCAAGCCCUGGAGACUCUACAAAUUCUAGUGAAAACAUGUACACUAUGAUGAACCCUAUUGGACCUGGCGGGAGUAGACCUAACUUCCCAAUGGGCCCUGGCCCUGAUGGUCCCAUGGGAGGAAUGGGAGCUAUGGAACCUCAUCAUAUGAAUGGAUCUCUAGGCUCCGGGGACAUGGAUGUGUUGCCAAAGAACUCUCCAAAUAAUAUGGCAGGAAUGAAUAACCCUCCAGGGACACCUCGAGACGAUGGAGAGAUGGCUGGGAACUUUUUAAACCCCUUCCAAAGUGAAAGCUGCCCACGAUCUAGCAAAUUACUUCAAAGACAUGAUCAGUGCAGUCAGAUGAGAUUCCAUCGAAUCCCGUUACAAGCCUCCCUCCAUACAUAAUUUCAGAUUCAUUCAAAGUAUUCACCCAGCAUGACCAUGAGCGUGUGAUACCCCCCCCCCUCCCACGUCUGCCAUUGGAUUGAGUGUUCUCAAGGCCUCAUCACUGGAAGACUGCCAGUGCCCCUGGAAGUGAGGAUUUACAAAUGAAUUUUGCAACAUUGUAUAUUUAGAAGCAGGAAAGCACCCAUUCUACAGGUUCCUUGCAUCCUUUUCAAAGACAACAAAAAGACAUUAAAAAGCAAAUGACUGGAUUGCAUUUCUGCAAUGACUUCUAACCACAGUGUGCGCUGAUUUGAGGAUUCAGGAAUCACCUCUGGAAAGCUCUGCUUUAUUUCUGCAAAAACCUGAUCUGAAGACACAGGAUCUCUCUCACCUGGACCUUUUAAUGCAGUUUAUGGGACUGACAUUCAAAUUCACUGACAUAUUUGUUGGUAACAAUUAGAGCUUUUUGUUAAUGCCCAAGGGGUCAGUCCUUGGUAGUGAAUGGGUUAAAGCAGCCAAUCAUGUAGAUUACUUUUGUUUUCCCUUUUUCAUAAUUAUGUUUUUAAAACUGGGGCAGCUCACCAAACGCUCCUUCAAAGAAGCCAUGACACCCAGUGCUGCUUCCAUCAGAACAAAAUGGCAGCUCCGACGCCGAUGUUGGUUGUAACACUUUAUUUCAGGAUUACAAGUUCUAAUACUUUAUUGUUCUGGAUUCUUAAGAGAUGGUGGCUCCGUUAUUGUUCAUACAGCAGCCUUUCAGAAUACUGCUCGCCAAUUUUUUAUGCAUUUUUCCCACAUUUUGUAGAGUACUUGUUCUUUCCUCUCUUACAUCCUCAUAGCAAUUUUGAACAGAAAAGGACCUGGGGAUCAUCUUUAUUCCUUUUUGUUCCACUUGGCAAAGAAGUGAAGUAACAUGGAUGGCACCAUCGAUAACAUAAGAACUAUUAUUGGUGAAUAAUACAACGUCAUUCGCUAACCACAGGGGGCAGUUUAAGACGUAAGAAUAUUGUAGAUUUGCUCUAGGGGAUCCUUGUUUCUCAUGUCUUUUCCAUCCAGUUUUUAACUAUUAAAUCACUUUCCCAGGUUUGCAGAACAUUUGGGAGUCUUUAGCAGUUCCCUGUUGUGUCUGGAUUUUUAUUAUAUAUUUAACUGCAUCAGAAACCAAAAAAAUAACAUGUACAACCAUAUAUAAACAUCUACCUACCUGCAUACAUGUACUGUAUGUAUAUAAACAUACCGCUAUGAUGAUUAGGAGAUUAGCGCUGGGCAGAGACCAUCACGCAUUGUCUAUAUGAGUGUUCAUUAAGGUGAUUAGACUUAAUAUUACAGAAUGCCUUUAAAAUGCAUUCUUCAGAGUAUAUUAGCAGCUCUAAUGGCAUUUAUCUUUGACCUUUGUGAAAUGUAUAUGUUAGACUUGUGUAUGGUCAGUAAGAUACAUAUGUUUCAUAUCAGGACAUCAACAAACAACAAACUUGGUUCGAAGAAAGGUUGGCAAGGUCUUGACAUCCUAAAGAUCCACCAUAAAUGAAAUGCUGUUAUGGUAUGUGAUUAAGGGGAAGAAUUAUCAAACCCCAAAUUGGGGAAUACAAGGAAGUAUUUCUCAGCUCCAACAUUCUAGGACCAUUAUUCAUUCAUUAUUCAGUUCUACAGAUUGUUUGCCUCCUGUUUGAAAGAGGCAGCAGCAGUGAGACAUCUCCAGAGCUCCCCAUAACACGACACAAAUUCUUUUGGGCAUUUUCUGAGCGCUCUGUGCUUGAUGGAGUAGAGAUUAACUGUAUAUAAAUGUCCCAACCACUAUUUUAAAGAGCUGUUUUAGUUGUGAGCCUCCUAUUGCCACCCCCCACAGAAUUUGAUUUGAAUGUGUCAAAGAAAGCAAGUCUCGCUCACGAAUGAGGAACACGUUAUAUGAACAACUUGUAUUUUGUCAGACAGCACGGUUGUAUUGGAAUCUGCGGCAUUGCUACAAAAGAGAAACAACUGUCUCGUAUUUCUUAAUUUCUCUAAAGAAAAGUCGAUUUGUUUUGCAAAAUAUAUAGGUUAUAUUUACUUUCAUAAAAUGAAAGUAAACUUGGUCAGAUUUCUCUUCUGAGCACUUUUGUAUUUUACUUUUGUUUUCAUUUUUUUGCCAUUUAAGAAAUAUUAGCAGUUCGAUAUUCCCACUACCAUGCUUUUAUUCUCACCUGGCAGCCUGGGGGCUAAUUAAUAAAUUUAGGUGCUGUCACCAAUGUGAUGCUACUCUGCCUAUUGUUCUCUCUAGUCUGUUGGGCUUCCCAGUUAAGCUUUAUAAAUCCCCUUUUCACUAAAUAUUUAAUCCGGUCAGCAAUGUGACUUGGACCCAAUACACGGUCUCACCUCCAAAAAAGCCCAGAAAAAGCACUUUUCUCCCAAGGCAAGUCACUAGCCCCUCCCUCCUUCUUUCAGCAGUAUAAAACUGUUAAUAUCUUUUGGAUUACUAUAAAUAGGAAGUUGCAAAAAUGCUCAGAAGAGCAAGUUUACUUUUAGAUUCUAUUUGCCGUUAAUAAUGUUCGAUUGCUUGCUUUGCCCGAGCCUUCCUGGAGGCCACCUUUAUUAAACUAUAGAGAACAAGUCCCUCUAAGAAAAACACCAUCAAUGCAGGGUUAAAUCAUGGACCUGAAAAAGGCUCUAGGAUAGCAGGCUUGGUUUGGGGAUAGAUGAUGAACAUGGCUGGUGUUAAAGAGUGGACAAAUCAAAGUUAUGCUAAAAAUGCCACUAUUUUGAAUCAGCAGUUUUAGGAGGCAAUGCGUUCCCAUUGGUACCCACCUAUACAGCUUGUACAGUGCACUGGAAUGAAAUUCCUAGAAUGGGUUUUGCUAGAAUAUUAUUCUAACCAUGUUCUAAAGCUACAAAUAGAGACUAUACCUUAAGCCAUCAGAGAGAGACCCAGUUCUGGCUUUUACAGAACCUUCCAUGUUACACUAAGAUGAUAUUGACAAGUCUAGGGCUGGAUUAAUAUGUCUUGGAUAGAGUAGAGCUGGCUGAAAUCUCUCUCUCUCUGUUUAAAUCGGCCAUGUUGGAUAUACAACACACGUUGCAUACACAGAUACUGGACUUGCAGCUACUUUAUUCUCAAUAUCAGGUUUAAUCCCUUCCAUAAUGACACUCAUUUGAUAAUGUUGGUUUUGUUUGUUUGUUUUUGUUUCAACACAACUGUGAUUUCCUCAAUACCUUGUUCCCAGGCCAGGUAGGGUCCGUCAGCAGAUAGGCGCCAAGCAAAGAAAGACCCUAAGUAUGAACUUCCUCCAUGCUGCUCCGCCCCUUCCUCUAACCUCUCCCAUAAGAGCAUUGCAGGGACAAGGGAUGGGCAGGUGAAAUGAAGCAAACCGUCUCUUUUUCACAACGGGACAACUUUUACAUUUCUUAUGAAGGAUUUGUUGUUUUAUUUGUUUUUUUUUUUCUAAACAUAAUGGACCUCAUUACAAAAGAUGUCUGUUCUUUUUGUUGUUUUUUUCUAUCGUAUUCCAAAGCAACUUUGUACAGAAUAAUGAUAUAAUUACCUGCCUUCCUCCUAUUCUUCAUUUUUAUACUUCCCCUUCCCCUCCUGAAAUGUCUGCGUAACUAUAGUGUGAUGUAAAAUACUGUAACAUUAGGACAGGAUUUAAAAGAUAAAAAAAUAAAACUGUACUGCUCUUUGUUCUUUAUAUGAUAUGACAGUAUUUGGAAUAUAAAGCUCUCUCUCUGUCAGAGUUGGCUUUGUAUUUUGCUCGUAGGUUAGAAUUCAGUCCUAGAUUUUAGUUGUCCAGUGUAGCGAAUAUAUAUAUAAAUAUACCACUAUAUUUAUAUAUAUAUAUUAUAUAUAUAUAUAUAUAUAGAAUAUCAUGUCAUUUGUAUGUUCUUUAUAUUGUAAAAAUUCUUUAGACUGAAAGUUGCUUAACAAAAAAAAACAAAAAAACAAAACUGCAUCAAUAAAUGUAAUUUGAUUUUUUCAUAAA
Messenger RNA from Xenopus laevis (African clawed frog), 5332 nucleotides. It is a transcript of the gene ssbp4.S, whose product is annotated as single stranded DNA binding protein 4 S homeolog. Gene Ontology annotation, molecular function: single-stranded DNA binding. The record is from RefSeq and is a predicted model, not a curated record. The transcript is spliced from 19 exons. Gene Ontology annotation, cellular component: nucleus. NCBI's taxonomy places the organism in Eukaryota, Metazoa, Chordata, Amphibia, Anura, Pipidae. The coding region runs from base 174 to 1400 and encodes 408 amino acids. Gene Ontology annotation, biological process: positive regulation of transcription by RNA polymerase II.